AUGGGGCCCAUGCACGCCCUGUACAUGCCUGGCUACUUGUCCCUGCCCAACCGUGACCGCACCGGCGAGAUAACGGAGCAGGGUGGUGAUUAUUCAUGCCUCUCAGAAAACUCUAUUCAGCUGCUCUGCACAGGGUCUCCACUCGAGAGUGAUGAUCUUUACUCCACUGACCCAGAGAUUGCCCUCAUGGGAAAGUCAGCGAUAAGGAGGUUUCAAGACCUUCCGUGGUCCAGAUUGUGGGAUACAGAUUUUACAGUCAAGAAAUCUGAUUUUAAAACCCCCUCUUCCUUUCUCAACAAUGAUGUCCAGUGUCCUCUCUAUCCUUCCUCCUUUGUGGACAUUAUAAUUCAUAUUCCCACUCCAAACUCCACCAAAGACUUUGGUGUCCACUGUGCAGACGUGGCCAAGUCCGAGAACCACACCACACACAACCAGUCCCAAAAAUGGCACAGAAAUAGCAUCAAGAAACUCCGAAUACAAAGAUACAAAUCUCUUAAGGGGGUGGACCCCAAAUUCCUGAGGAACAUGUGCUCUGCCAAAAAGCACAAGAAGAAGGGCCUAAAGAAGAUGCAGGUCAACAGUGCCAAAACCACGUGCCGUGGCUAUCAAGGCCCUCGUAAGCCCAAGGAGGUUAAACCCAAGAUCCCAAAGGGUGUCAGCUGCAAGCUCAAUCGACUUGCCUACAUUGCCCACUGCAAGCUUAGGAAGCAUGCUCGUGCCUGCAUUGCCAAGGGGCGCAGGCUGUGCCAGCCAAAGGCCAAGACCAAGGACCAAACCAAGGCCCAGGCUGCAGCUCCAGCUUCAGUUCCAGCUCAGGCUCCCAAAGGUGCCCAGACCCCUCCAAAGGCUUCAGAGAAGAGAUCUCAGCCUGCCAACAUGAGGACAAAAGGACUGGGGUGGUCCCCGUGGGCUGCUGUCUGCAUGGGGCUGGUGUCCUCCUGUGCUAUUUGUACAAAUAAACCUGAGGCAGGAUUUUUUUUUAAAGUUAUAUUUCAGUAAUGUUGCCCUCUUAUGCAACCCUCCUCCUCAAAACGGACACUUACCUAGCUGCCUCACACAAAUGAGCCUUUUUUUUCUUCAAUUUCCUGUCUGUCUGAAAUACUUUUGUUAACUGUCACUCCUAAAUUCUGGUCCCAAAUUAUCUCCUCUUUGAAACCUAUCCUGCUUCACCACUCCCAAAAACUCAGCUAGAGCCCCCAAUUCUGGGAUCUCAUUGUACCCUUU
This is a messenger RNA of Piliocolobus tephrosceles (Ugandan red Colobus), 1224 nucleotides long. RefSeq lists its product as uncharacterized. The record is from RefSeq and is a predicted model, not a curated record. The transcript has 5 exons. Gene Ontology annotation, cellular component: cytosolic large ribosomal subunit; ribosome. Gene Ontology annotation, molecular function: structural constituent of ribosome. Gene Ontology annotation, biological process: cytoplasmic translation. The coding region runs from base 1 to 999 and encodes 332 amino acids. Lineage: Eukaryota; Metazoa; Chordata; Mammalia; Primates; Cercopithecidae.